AUGCAGCGAAGCGAACAGGGACCGCCGUUGCUGACCGAGUCUUCGCGGACUCGGCUGACGCUGACCUCAUCGGGGGCGACUGUGCUCGGGUCCAUUGGCACCAAAGGCAUGGUGGCCGCUGUCUUCGCCCUGGCCGCUCUGGUCGCCCUGGCGUACCUGGUGCUCGGACAGCAUGGCUCUCGUGGAGACGGCCACCUGAGGAGUGGUAAAGCCGCCGCUAGCCUACAAGCAACUGACGUGGCGAACAACACGGAAGACGUGGUCACUGACGAAGAAGAGCUGCGUCAAGGAACCGAGACGGACACUCCCGACAGUGACUGGAUUCCGGCCGAAGAAGAGGCCAGGAAGUUGGUCGCGGGUCCCGCACAGGCUCCAGCUUCAAGAAAAGGCCGUCGUGCAGCGUCCCACCACAGCGUAGGAGCCGGCCGCAACCAUCGUUUUGUGGCGGCAAAGUCGGCUAGGCACGCCGCUCCAAGCUCUGGACUUCCUGCUUGGCCCCGUUCUGCGACUCGUCGCCCAACACUCUCGACGCCGAUGUAGCACGUGUGUGACUGUUGUACUUGCGCCUGUGGGCGCUUUGUAGUAUCUAUGAACCAUCCAGAUGGUCUCGUUUGCUAAUGCGACUUUAUUAUUUGGACGAACGCCAUUGUUGCACAAGCCCCCAGGCUUGCAUAAUGAACAUUUACUUGCGGUGGUUGCCCCAGAGCUGGUCAAAUGAGAUACUACACUCGACUCGAGUAUUUAUUUUAUUUUGCAAGCUCGAUUAUCUGAACAGCAGUUAAGCGACCUUUCUCUUCUUUACGCUUACAAUCUCAUAGUUCGUCUUGAGACGUCCUCCUUGCAUUUCUCUAAACAAUUUGGCAGCUCAAGUGCCUCUAGUACAACCACUGGAAAGCACUUAAGUUUACUAAAAACUCUUUCGAGCGAUCUUUCUACACGUCUUUGUAUACGUUUGAAAUAGGCAUUAUAUGUGAUGUGAUUAUACGGGGAAGCUUUGCUGUAUUCCUGCCUUACACAAGUAGAACUAAAAGGUGCUUGUUUGUAGCUUGACAAGGUUCUUGCGCCUAUUCAGGACAACGAAGAGAAAAUA
Dermacentor silvarum is the source of this 1090-nucleotide messenger RNA. RefSeq lists its product as uncharacterized. The transcript has 2 exons. The coding region runs from base 1 to 540 and encodes 179 amino acids. The record is from RefSeq and is a predicted model, not a curated record. Lineage: Eukaryota; Metazoa; Arthropoda; Arachnida; Ixodida; Ixodidae.